Tetrahymena thermophila SB210 is the source of this 888-nucleotide messenger RNA. RefSeq lists its product as hypothetical. The record is from RefSeq and is a predicted model, not a curated record. The transcript has a single exon. Lineage: Eukaryota; Ciliophora; Oligohymenophorea; Hymenostomatida; Tetrahymenidae.
GAUACAAUUAUUAAUUCCUACUAUAGUUAAAAUACUACUUUUAGCAUAUCAAGAUAACAAAAAAUGAGUUAAGAAUUAAACAAAUAAUUGGAAUAGUUAGAAAUCAAAGAAGCUAAAUAGGCUUAAUAGGAAGAAACUAAGAAUAACUCUUAAUAAUAAGACUAGCAGCCAUAAGAGGAAGUCAAAAAGAAAAAAGUGGUCAAAAGCGUUAGAUUCAAUUUGGAAAUUAAAAAAGCAACAUAGGCUGAGAAAAUAGCUAAAGAAAAUUAGGAAUAACAACCUUAAAAUGAAUCUAAAGGAUUAUUCCCUGCAACUCUUCCUGAAUAAAGCUAAGAAGAAAAUUAAACUGAUUUAAAGCCAUCUCUAGAAAGCUAAUAUACAGAAGAAGAAAUAAAUGAAAUGGAAUAAAUCAAAACAUGGUUAUUCACAAAUAUUAAAAGAGAUAUAGAUAAUGCUAAUGCAAAGGGAGCUAACUGUGUACAACUCAAAGUGAAAAACUUUGUUUUACUCAGAAAGGAAGACAAUUAGCUUUAUAACAGAGUUGAGUUUGAUACAACCUUUGAUUUUACAACUAUUGAAUAAAUAUUACUUUCACCAGAAGAAGCUCAUCCCGCCUAAAGUACUCUUAAAUACUGUAUGGUGGUACUCUUUGGAAAAAACAAAAAUGUUCCUUUGGUAUUCCCAUAUUGCUAUUAAAAACUCGACGAAAUAGAAGAGAUGUAAAAAGAAACUGAACAAACCAAAAAUAAAAAAGAAAAGAAGAAACUCCAAAAGAAACUAAAAAAGAAAAUGGGAAAUUACACUCCAAAUGAGUUAGAUAAUUGGAUCUUUGUAAAUUCUAAUUUAAAGGAGGCUUUCCAUAAAAUUAAUUCUUUCCAAAAUAUUUGA